AUGGCAGACAGCUCGUUUCCCGGGUCCAACCCCUUCCUCAAUACUAGUUCGACUCCUGAAAAGGCCCCUAGCAUUCCCAAGAUCUCUGAAGAUGACGAAUUCGAGGUGACAUCGCCAACAGACAUGACCUUCCGCCAGUCAAAUGCCGGUGACUCCUCAGGAAACGCCAUCUUUGGAGGAAGCGCAUUCCGUGAGAAUGCAUCACAUGGCAGCGGAUCGGGAGCCUCACUGUUCGGCCGUGACCCAUUCGACACCGGGGCGCAGUCCGGCGAUGGUCAGGGGGAUGAGGAGCGUAGAGAGGUCCCGCCUGCAAGUGGGGGAUUGGGCCUACCAAAUAACUACGCCUUAGGCCGUCGAACUUCAGUUUCGGCGGAGUCUUUGAAUCCCACAUCUGCAGGCGCUGAUAGCUGGACUCCUCCGCGCCACCCCAAGUCGGAUGAGCAACUGGAACGCUUAAAGACUGCGGUCAGCAACAACUUCUUAUUCUCUCACCUCGACGAUGAGCAAUUCAGGACCGUUCUGGAUGCUUUGGUUGAGAAGCCAAUCCCUGCCAAGGAUAUCAAGGUUAUCUCGCAGGGUGAUGCGGGUGAUUAUUUCUAUAUCGUCGAAGACGGCCACUUUGAUAUCUACAUCCAUCCAUCGGGGGCUAUUCAACCCGGCGCAGAUGGGCUGGGUAACAAAGUAGCCACUACAGGCCCUGGGGGCUCGUUCGGUGAGCUUGCCCUCAUGUACAAUGCUCCGCGUGCGGCUACCGUGGUCUCCACGGAGCCCAAGAGCACCUUGUGGGCUUUAGAUCGGAUUACAUUCCGCCGAAUUCUGAUGGAUUCAGCAUUCCAGCGACGACGGAUGUAUGAAGCCUUUUUGGAAGAAGUGCCCUUGCUCUCAUCCCUAAAGCCUUACGAACGAUCCAAGAUUGCCGAUGCCUUGGACACUAUCAAAUAUCCUGCAGGGGCGACUGUUAUCGCGGAAGGUGACCCCGGAGAUGCAUUCUACCUACUGGAGUCAGGGGAGGCAGAGGCGCUCAAGAACGGUGUUUCAGUCAAGAGCUAUCGCCGUGGGGAUUAUUUCGGUGAGCUUGCACUGCUGGAUGACAAACCUCGUGCAGCAAGCAUCGUCACCAAAACUGAUGUCAAGGUUGCUCGGUUGGGCCGAGACGGCUUCAAGAGACUUCUCGGGCCAGUGGAGGAGAUCAUGCGGCGGACUGAGUACCAGAUUGACUCCGCCAAGUCCCCCGUUUCUUCAUGA
Molecule: messenger RNA, 1245 nt
Organism: Penicillium chermesinum
Lineage: Eukaryota; Fungi; Ascomycota; Eurotiomycetes; Eurotiales; Aspergillaceae
Product: cyclic nucleotide-binding domain-containing protein
Exons: 1
Coding region: 1-1245 (414 amino acids)
Biological process (GO): regulation of protein phosphorylation
Cellular component (GO): nucleus; cAMP-dependent protein kinase complex
Molecular function (GO): cAMP-dependent protein kinase regulator activity
Source: RefSeq, a predicted model, not a curated record